AAAUCUCCCAUUUCUUUUCCGGUCGCUGACACACGCAGAGUGCAGAACUUUCUCUCUCAUUUUCGUGGCGUUUUUCCCAGCAAACUACCGUGAAAAUGGCCAAGAAGAAAAGUGAGGAACAACCCACGGAAGGCGGUGGAGAUCAUGAGUAUGGCGAGGAGCCUAAUUUUGACGAUCCACCGGGUUUUGUGGACGAUAUCUCCGACGAAGACCUCCUGGCUGACAUGCUGAAGCAGAAACCCUGCGCAACGGAUGGGGUUGAGAGUGUUAUUGUGGUGGACAACAUCCCAAUUGUUGGGCCAUCCCGAAUGGAAAAACUCAAGUCAGUGAUCGAUAAGUUGUUUCAUGCUUUCGGGGAAGUGACCAAUUGCUUCUAUCCAUUGGAUGAGAAUGGCAAUACGAAGGGGUAUGUGUUUCUGGAGUACAAAAAUCCCGAGAAUGCCGAAGAAGCCGUCAAGGAGAUGAACAAUCACCGAUUGGACAAGAACUACACCUUCGCAGUGAAUCUCUUCACGGACUUCAGCAAGUACGAAAAUAUUCCCAAGGAAUGGGAAGCCCCUAAGCCACAGCCCUAUACUGUCCAGAGUGACCUGUACAACUUCAUGCUGGAACCAGAUGCAUACGAUCAGUUCUGCGUGGCUGCUGAGACUGCCCCCUCAAGUGUCCAAGUGCAAUUCUGGCAGAAUACUCUUCCGGAACCCACGGACCUGGAGAAGAGAGAUCGAUUUACGGACACGUUUGUAAAGUGGUCACCUCAGGGCACGUACAUCGUGACGUUCCAUAAGCCGGGCGUUGUUCUCUGGGGUGGCACCAAGUUCGUCAAGAUCAACAAAUUUCCCCACGCUGGCACCCAAUUCGUGGACUUUUCGCCGUGCGAGCAGUAUUUGGUGACUUAUGGGCCGACGCCCAUGGGUCAGAAGAUCAUCAUCUGGGACAUUCGAACGGGUCAGGAGAAGCGUUCCUUCAUCUCUGAUGGCGCUGCCAAUUUUUCCAUGUUCCGAUGGUCACAUGAUGAUAAGUAUGUGGCGCGGAUGGAUGAAGGAGCAAUUUAUAUUCAUGAAACUCCGAGUUUCUAUUUGUUGGACAUGAAGUCAAUCAAGGUGCCGGGCAUUAGGAGUUUCAGUUGGUCUCCGACGGACAAUAUCAUUGCUUAUUGGGUGGCUGAAGCCACAGAUGUGCCGGCAAAGGUGAGUUUGCUGGAGAUUCCGAAGAAGAGGGAAAUUCGGAAUAAGAAUCUAUUCAAUGUGGCCGAUUGUAAGAUACACUGGCAGCAAUCUGGGGAUUAUUUGUGUGUCAAGGUCGAUAGGUUUUCCAAGUUGAAGAAGGACAAGAAGGAUUCCGAUGUCAAAUUCUUGGGAAUGUUCUAUAAUUUUGAGAUUUUUCACAUGCGUGAACGCGAUAUUCCCGUGGAUUCGGUGGAAAUUAAGGAUUUAAUAUUGGCCUUUGCCUGGGAACCAAUUGGACAGAAGUUUGCCAUCAUUCAUGGUGAGCAGACGAGUGCCAAUGUGACAUUCUACAAGGUGCAAACGGGUCAGAAGCCAAGCUUAAUUAAGAAGCUGGAAAAGAAGGUCUGCACUCAUUUGUUCUGGUCACCACGUGGGCAGUUCAUUGUCCUGGCCAAUUUGACGCUGGGCGUCUUUGAGUUCAUUGACACCAAUAAUUAUUUCCUGGUGAUGAAUACGGGGGAUCACUUUAGGGCUUCCGAGGUGGAAUGGGAUCCCACGGGGAGAUAUGUGGUGACUGGUGUGUCAGCGUGGAAGGUGAAGGAGGACAAUGGGUACUAUCUGUGGAAUUUCCAGGGACGCUGUCAGAAGCGUGUAAUGUUGAAGAAUUUCGUCCAAUUCCUUUGGCGUCCACGGCCGGCUUCGUUGCUGGCGGAGGCGGAACAGCUGAAGAUUCUCAAGGAACUCAAGAAGUACUAUCCACAGUUUGAGAGUAAGGAUCGCAUGAGGAUGACCAGGGCGUCCAAGGAGCUGCUGGAGAAGAGGGCUAAACUGAGGGAGCAAUUCAAUGAGUAUCGCAACAAGAGGAUUGCCGAGUGGCAGAGUCAGAAGACAAGGAGGCUUCAGAUGAGAAAUCAUAUCGACACUGAUAAUUUGGAUACGGACGACGUUGAGGAGGAGAUUGUUGAAUUUUUAGUCAAAGAGGAAACAACAGUUCUCGAGUAGUCGCCCAAGGAUUCCUCGUACUUUCUGCAAGGUGGAUAAAUCCCUCGAGAUUUCAGCCCCUUGUGUCCUUCUGCCAGCCAAGACAGCAGCCACCGCUCCCGGAAGGACGCCCAAAAUAUCCGCCUUGCUGAUUAUUUUUUUUUCUAAUUCUGAAAUACUUGUGUAAGGAUUGCAAAGCCUCGUCGUGGGAGUUUUAUCAAAGGGAAAUUUUAGUGGAAUUUGCGCAUUUUAUAUAAAUAAAAAAAAAGAAGAGGAGAGAAAAGAAAGGGAGGAGCAAGGAGAAAAAAAAACUAUAAAAAGUAAAUUAACACUAAUAUUGUAAUUUUACCCCGGAAAAUGAAUUUCCACACAAUAUUUUUAACGGAAACUUCUGUAAUGAAUGUUCGUAUUAAAACACAUGUAGGAAUUAA
Phlebotomus papatasi is the source of this 2578-nucleotide messenger RNA. RefSeq names its product eukaryotic translation initiation factor 3 subunit B (gene eIF3b). The record is from RefSeq and is a predicted model, not a curated record. Lineage: Eukaryota; Metazoa; Arthropoda; Insecta; Diptera; Psychodidae. Gene Ontology annotation, biological process: translational initiation. Gene Ontology annotation, molecular function: translation initiation factor activity; translation initiation factor binding; RNA binding. The transcript has 4 exons. Gene Ontology annotation, cellular component: eukaryotic translation initiation factor 3 complex. Bases 96 to 2168 code for a protein of 690 amino acids.